AUGGAUACUAAUUCAAAAGACAAGGAGCCUUCUGAAAUCAAAGAGUCUGCAAUUAAUAAAGCUGAAAAUGCUGCUUUCAUUUUGGGAACUGGAAAGCUUGUGAUUCCUCAGAAGCAUGCAGCAGGAAUGAAUCCUGAUCUUUGCACACCAGAUACUUUUAAAUCAUCUUUGAACUUUUCCACAGCAACCAUAGAACAAUUGGGAAUUACACCUGAAAGCUCUGUUAAGAACUCUUCAGAGAAUUUCAUUACAAAAAAGUCUCGUCGACGUUCUUCAAUUGGCACCCGGGGCUCUCCUGAAACAAACCAUCUGAUUCGUUUCAUUGCUCAGCGGAGGAUUUUAAAGAAUGCUAAGAGAACAUCUUUGGCACAGGAUUCUCCCUUUCAGGGCAGCCCUGGACUGUAUCAAAAUGUUAGCUCAUUAAGAGAGCGGAUAUCUGCUUUCCAGACAGCUUUUCACUCCAUAAAGGAAGAUGAGAAAAUGAUUGAUUGUCCAGAAUUCUCAGGAGUGAGAGGAGGAUUUGAGACAACAGGUUUGACCAACAUGGAAGGUCUUGGUGAAUGUCAGCAGUCUGGUUUCUCUGAAAAGUUACCAUGCAAACGUCGGAGAAUAUCCUUGCAGAGCAGCUCUGAUGACAACCUCAGCAAUGUCGAAAGGGGAGUGAUGGAUCUUCAGAUCCUUAGUAUGGAUGUGGAUGGCAUGUGUGCUGAUGAAGCUUCUGCAGAUCUUCCUGAGAAAUCAUCUGAACUUGGUUUAACCCAGCCUGGAUAUAUAGCAAAAGCAUCUUCUACCUGUUUAGUGGGCCCAGAGGCUUCAAACGCAGGGCCAAGCUCAGACACAGUCCCCGAGGCCAAGUCAUCAGCUACCACUGUGUGCAAGAGGGACAUUCCAUCCACUGACUCCUUUGUACUUCGUUCUGUAUUGAAGAAACCUUCUGGCAACCUUUUUGCAGAGAACUUACAGGAGCACCAUGACAACCACUGUGAUGAUUUGAUUGAUCCAGGCUUAAUCUCAAAUCUUUCCAACUGUUGCGAAGAACAAAAAGCAGAAGAUCAAGAAAGUCUUAAAACACCGGCCUUUCUAAAUGUGAGGAAGAGGAAGAGAGUUACUUUUGGAGAGGAUCUAAGCCCAGAAGUGUUUGAUGAAUCUUUGCCAGCAAACACUCCAUUGCGUAAAGGAGGAACACCUGUCCGACAAAAGGAUUUGAGUAGUGUUAGUCCUCUGCUACUUGAGCAAUCACCAGUUCCUGAGCAAUUGCCUCAACCAAAUUUUGAGGACAAGGGGGAGAAUCUUGAAAACAUAGAACCACUUCAGGUAUCAUUUGGAGUUCUGAAUCCUUCCGUUUCUGAGAAUCUCUCAGGCACUGAUACCUUUAGUUCUUCAAAUAACCACGAGAAAGUGUCCUCCCGUAAAAUUGGUAGACUAACACGGACUUCUGGCAGAAGAAAUCAAUUGAUCAGUUUUGCAGAGGAGAACGUUUGUAACUUACAUAAUGCAGAAACUAAGUCAUGUAAGGAAAAGAAAAUUAAUAGGAGGAAGUCUCAAGAAACGAAGUACAGAAACAGGGCACUUCCUAAAAAGAAUCAGGUUUCACAAAGUUGCACAGAGAAAAAGGGGAAGUGGAUGAAAAGAGUUCAGAAGUCUUUAUAUGGGGAAAGAGAAAUGGCUUCCAAAAAGCCCCUCCUAAGUCCUGUUCCUGAGCUGCCUGAGGUCUGCGAGAUGACACCUUUGGUUCCAGGCGUCCGGAGGAUGUGUUCAGAUGGUUGCAACUCAAAUGGUAAACUGGAAGAAGAGACACCUCCUAAAAUUCGAGUUAAAAAAAACAUUCUUUGGCCUCAGAACCCCAAAGAUCUGCACGUGCAGCAAGGCCUUGGUGAAUCUGAUGUGUAUGGACUCUGCCGCUCUUACAUAAAAACCUCCACGUUGCCUGGCAGUGUUACUUCUGAGGAAGACCCCAAUACAAAUACCAUGGACACCAAAGACAACGGGAACAUUCCAAAAGCAGAAAAUACGUUGGAAAGUGAAAAUGAAUCAAAAACUGAGACUAAGACCGAGACCGAGGACAGUCAAGCUUCUUGUGCUUCUGUGAUGGGAGAACACAUUGUGUCAGAUCACCCGAAACCUGAUUUUAUCCUUCAGUGCCAGGAAUCUGCUGCUGCUGGUCAGAAUGCAGAAAAGCUCUGUCAAACCUUGAAAAUUUCAGAAGAUAUUAGGUAUGAGAAACAAGAAGACUUAGUAGUUGCUGCCGAGGGGAAACUGCAGGGCAGCCCUUUCAUGUGUGAGUCACACAAAGAAUUUAAUUGUUUAGAAGAUGUUCUAAUUGGAAAUAUAAAAGAAGCUAAGUGCAACAGUGAUAAUGUGGGAAGAAAAUCCCCAGAAAAUAGCAUUAUGAGUUGCAGAGAAAAGAAACAUAGAAGACGCUCAAUGUGUUAUUCUGAUGGUCAGAAUCUACAUUUGGAACAAAACGGGAAUCACGAACCUUCCUACAGUGUGGGAAGCUCUUUAGAAAUUAGUUUAGAACAAAUCUUUCAGAGAGAAAAUGGUAAAACCAAAGUGCGACGAAGCUCAAGGUUCCAAAAAAAUUCGGAAAGUGAAGGGCUUAUGUGGGUAUCACCUCCAUGUCCUCCCACUUCCCAAAAAUCAAGGAGGAGAACAAUAAGUACUUUUGACUGCAGAAGCCUGGGAAAUAUGUCCCCCAUAAAAGAAGCUCUGUCUUCCAGACAAAACCCCCAUGUGGUGGUCGCUGCCUCAGGUGAAGAGAGCAGCCAGGAUCUGGCUGCUGAGUGUUCGCGCCUACCUGAGCAGAGGAGGAGGAGGAGGAGCUUCUGUGCACCCACACUCUCCAGCAAGGCACAGUGUCACUCAGCCCAACCUCUGCAGGAGAAGAGCCUUUCCCAAGAGGGGAGGAAGCCCCUAGCCCACCUCCCAAGGGGUGGAGACAGGCAAAGUAAAAUAGGAUGCAGCCCUUCCCCAGCAGCAUCUGCAGUAAAUGAGGUAGUUGUCCCUGCUCAGGAGCAUCUUCUCUUUCAGUUCCAUCCUUUGUUCAGCUUCAGUGCCUCAAAAGUUUCAGAUCAAUAAAAUCACUUGAUCUGAACUGACUUUUAA
This is a messenger RNA of Marmota flaviventris (yellow-bellied marmot), 3105 nucleotides long. RefSeq names its product cell division cycle associated 2 (gene Cdca2). NCBI's taxonomy places the organism in Eukaryota, Metazoa, Chordata, Mammalia, Rodentia, Sciuridae. The record is from RefSeq and is a predicted model, not a curated record. Gene Ontology annotation, cellular component: nucleus; chromosome. Gene Ontology annotation, biological process: regulation of mitotic nuclear division; regulation of chromosome segregation.